This is a messenger RNA of Cannabis sativa, 1010 nucleotides long. Its product is annotated as thioredoxin domain-containing protein 9 homolog. Gene Ontology annotation, cellular component: cytoplasm. The transcript is spliced from 4 exons. Gene Ontology annotation, biological process: microtubule cytoskeleton organization. The record is from RefSeq and is a predicted model, not a curated record. The coding region runs from base 141 to 770 and encodes 209 amino acids. Lineage: Eukaryota; Viridiplantae; Streptophyta; Magnoliopsida; Rosales; Cannabaceae.
GAUGUAACUAAACGGCGUCGUGUGGAGCGACAGAAACAUAUGGCUCAGUGACUCAUGAUAUUAUUCAUUUUCAAAUAUAUUUGCAUUUGAAAAACAAAAACCAAAACCUGUGAGACUGAAUCACUGAAUCUUCAUCAUCAAUGGAGAACAAGGUUCAGGAGAUACUGGAGAAGCAGGUGUUGACGGUGGUGAAGGCGGUUGAGGAUAAGAUCGAUGAUGAGAUCGCGGCAUUGGAUCGGCUCGACACUGACGAUAUAGAGGUGCUGAGGGAGCGGAGGCUCCAGCAGAUGAAGAAGAUGGCGGAGAAGCGUAGCCGUUGGAUCGCCCUCGGCCAUGGCGAUUACUCCGAGAUCCCUUCCGAGAAGGACUUCUUCACCGUCGUUAAGGCUAGCGAUCGCGUUGUCUGUCAUUUCUACCGCGAAAAUUGGCCUUGCAAGGUGAUGGACAAGCACUUGAGUAUAUUAUCAAAGCAGCAUAUAGAGACUCGUUUUGUGAAAAUAAAUGCUGAGAAAAGCCCAUUCUUGUCCGAGAAGUUAAAGAUAGUUGUUCUGCCAACACUCGCCCUCAUAAAGAACACCAAAGUGGAUGAUUAUGUGGUGGGAUUUGAUGAGCUUGGUGGAACAGAUGGGUUCAGCACAGAUGAACUAGAAGAGAGGUUGGCGAAAUCCAAAGUAAUCUUUUUUGAAGGUGAAUCAUCGCAUAAUUCAUCUAAGUCUACGAGGAGGAGUGUUCGGCAGAGUACAAACCCAGAUUCAUCAGAUUCAGAGUAAACUAUUAUAUUGAUUAAAUGCUAUACAUUUUCACUCGAUGAAGGAAUGAUACAAGAUAAUGUUAUUGCAAGUUUUGGGUUGAUGUUAUCAAAAUGGUGUGAAGUUUUGUAUUUGAGUUAUCUUUUCUAGCUUUCUCAUAAUGAGUAUUAUUUGCUAAUUUAAUUGACACACUAGUCUAUAUUGUGGAAUUAACCGAUGUGUUGAGAUUUAAACUUCUAUGUUCUUUGCAUUGGGAUGAAA